UUAUCAUAAUUAAAGCUCAAAAGAAAAACAGCAGAGAAUGCACGGCCAAAUUUCACAAGAUACACAAGUUGGGGUGCCUGCUAGCUUGGUGUGGGAUGUCUACGGUGGCCUUGAGGUCGGGAAGCUCGUCGACGAGCUACUGCCCGAUGUGAUUGGCCGGGUGGAAGUUGUUGAAGGUGAUGGCGGUGUUGGAACAAUCAUCAAGCUUACCUUUCCACCAGGAACUCCUGGAGCAAGCUAUUUGAAGGAAAGAUUUACAGUAAUUGAUGAUAACAGGCGUAUAAAGGAAACAGAGGUUUUUGAAGGAGGAUAUAAAGACAUGGGGUUUCAUCUUUACCGGAUUCGCCUUGAGAUCAUUGAGAACGGCACUGAAUCAAGUGUUGUCAGAUCAACCAUAGAGUAUGAAGUAGAUGACAACUUUGCUGAGAAUGCUUCUCUUGUCUCCACUAAGUCACUUGAAACUAUUGCAGAAGUUGUUGGGAGGUAUUUAACUGAGAAGAAAGCCACUGCUCAAUCAGAAUCAAGAAGCCAUGAACACCAUGCUUAGCCAUCUAAGAACAGAUUAAGAAAUAAACAAUUGGGCUUAUUUCUACAGAUCUAUGAGUAAGAUGAAUGGUACAUCGAUCUGUGUAAUAGCUUGCUAAAGCAGGGAAUUCUUCUACAUGAUAUAGUAGCCACCACAUGCACCUCUCAGUGGCCAGUGUUAGAAUAUUUUAUAUUCUAUAAACUAAGCUUUCUUUCUAGGAUUUAUUCUCAUUAGAGAGAGAUCAUUGUAAUAUAGUUGACAUAUACUUCAAUACAAUAUGUAGACCAAAGGCUUCAUCAGUCUCUUUCUCUA
Molecule: messenger RNA, 838 nt
Organism: Corylus avellana
Lineage: Eukaryota; Viridiplantae; Streptophyta; Magnoliopsida; Fagales; Betulaceae
Product: norbelladine synthase
Biological process (GO): defense response; abscisic acid-activated signaling pathway
Cellular component (GO): nucleus; cytoplasm
Molecular function (GO): signaling receptor activity; abscisic acid binding; protein phosphatase inhibitor activity
Source: RefSeq, a predicted model, not a curated record